Molecule: messenger RNA, 666 nt
Organism: Chenopodium quinoa (quinoa)
Lineage: Eukaryota; Viridiplantae; Streptophyta; Magnoliopsida; Caryophyllales; Amaranthaceae
Exons: 1
Coding region: 1-666 (221 amino acids)
Biological process (GO): DNA integration
Molecular function (GO): nucleic acid binding
Source: RefSeq, a predicted model, not a curated record
AUGGUGUUCGGCAAUGGACUUCAGUUUGAAAAGCCUCAACUCAAAGGAUGGUUGGAGGACCAAGGCAUAGCUCAUUGCUUUGCUUCAGUCGGCCGACCACAAGCCAAUGGCCAAGUAGAGGCAUACAACAAGUUGAUCUCCAAUGGAAUCAAGCGCAAGCUUGAAAGGGCAGGCGGCUUAUGGGCUGAUGAGUUGGUUAAUGUAUUAUGGUCCAUACGAACCACGACCAAGAGCUCCACAGGAGAAACUCCAUUAAUUUUGGUCUAUGGCGCAGAGGCUGUCCUUCCAAUUGAGAUGUAUGAGCCGACCCUUAGGGUGAUGCUAUAUGAUGAAACGGCUAAUUGGGAAGCCAUGAAGACCGCCCUAGACUUCCUUCCUGAGGCUAGGGGCAAUGCGACGCUAAGACACGAAAUCUAUCGCCUAAGGAUGACAAGGGCAUACAAUCGCCGAGUGUCAAAGCGGGCGCUAAAACUGGGAGAUCUAGUCCUAAGGAAGAUGAAGGUUGUGGGACGAGCAAAUGAAGAUGGAAAGUUGACCCCAAACUGGGAAGUGCCGUAUCGAAUCAGGGAAGAAGUCCGAGAUGGGACUUACCGUCUUGAAGCCAUGAACGGUCGACCUAUUCCGCGUACAUGGAACACUCACAAUUUGAAGAAAUAUUAUGUUUAA